UCCUCCGGAAGCUACCGGAUUCGGAAUCUCGCCCAAAGUCUUGCUGGCGCCGGCUGCGUGUGGGUUUGUGAGCCCCCCUCGCAGGCCGGGAUGUUCGUCCUGGUGGAGAUGGUAGACACCGUGCGGAUCCCCCCAUGGCAGUUUGAGAGGAAGCUCAACGACUCCAUUGCCGAGGAGUUGAACAAGAAGUUGGCCAACAAGGUCGUGUACAACGUGGGACUCUGCAUCUGUCUGUUUGACAUCACCAAACUGGAGGACGCCUAUGUGUUCCCGGGGGACGGUGCAUCACACACCAAAGUUCACUUUCGCUAUGUGGUGUUCCAUCCGUUCCUGGACGAGAUUCUGAUUGGAAAGAUCAAAGGCUGCAGCCCGGAGGGAGUGCACGUCUCUCUAGGGUUCUUCGAUGAUAUUCUCAUUCCUCCAGAGUCGCUGCAGCAGCCGGCCAAGUUUGACGAGGCGGAGCAGGUGUGGGUGUGGGAGUACGAGACGGAGGAAGGAGCGCACGACCUGUACAUGGACACCAGCGAGGAGAUCCGCUUCCGGGUGGUGGACGAGAGCUUUGUGGACACGUCCCCCACCGGGCCCAGCUCGGCCGAUGCCGCCUCUUCCAGCGAGGAGCUGCCAAAGAAGGAGGCUCCGUACACGCUUGUGGGCUCCAUCAGUGAGCCGGGCCUGGGCCUUCUCUCCUGGUGGACCAGCAGCUAGCACUGGGGCUGGACGCUGGACCCUGCCCAGUCCUUGGGAAGGUGGUUCUGCAGACGCCGAGGAGCAGCCGGUGCCCUGCCAGGUUGUCCCCUCCCCUCCUCCUCCCAGACCUACCCCGCUAAGUCCCACCGUCCACAUGGACUUCGCCUGUCAGUGACAACAAAGAUAUUUAAUAAAUGAUGGCCGCAUCGGUUGGGAGAGCCACCCUUGUCUCAGUGUUUUAAGGUUACCGAGUUGCCACAGCUGGGACAGUUCCUCACCCCAGAUCACUUCUGGAGAUGACUCAAUGGCAGGACUUGGGGUUUUGAGAGAUCCAGGCUGCCUCAGGCUAUGCUCUGGGCCAGCUGAGCUUGGUGGCUCCAUAAAGUAACACAGAGAGCAAGAGGCUGGCCUGGGGCAGCUGCCAGUUGCUGACCAGAGUCUGACCUUUAAGGGAAAAACCAUCUUCUUCCCAGCAGCGUGUGGAAGGUGGGGCGGCCUGGGCUCAGCUGACCAGCUCCGUCAGCAGAGUGGGUGCUGUGGAUCUUGCUGGCCCAAAGGGGUGAGAGCUGGUGACCUGCUGUUGCUAUUCCCCCACCAGCAGCACAGCAGGAAGCCUCGGGCCAGCGAUCACUUUCCAACCUUGGCCACGCCAGGAACAAACACCCUGUGGGUCUGUCUGCUUGUGAUGCAAGAUCCUGGCACCAGGGCAAGCACCCCAUCAUCAUUUACUCAGCAGAAUGGCUUUGCCAGAGUCCUUGUGUCCCUUCACUCAUUUCUGCCAGGAAUUUUUGCCGGCACCAGGACAUCGCUUUGUGGCACCCACCCGACGCCACGUUUCUGCCAGGCGAGUCUUGUCCUGAUGAAGGGAUCUCCGUGGAGCCUGCCUCCUGCCCUGGCCUGUCUGCUCACGUGGACACAGGGCCGUGGAGGUAUGGGUGGUGCCAGUGGACGGUGCUCCAGGGAGAGGAGCAGUUGCAGAGCAGUGCCUGCGGCCGCCCUGUACUAAAAAAUAGGGAG
Balaenoptera musculus (blue whale) is the source of this 1704-nucleotide messenger RNA. It is a transcript of the gene POLR3H, whose product is annotated as RNA polymerase III subunit H. Bases 91 to 705 code for a protein of 204 amino acids. NCBI's taxonomy places the organism in Eukaryota, Metazoa, Chordata, Mammalia, Artiodactyla, Balaenopteridae. The transcript is spliced from 7 exons. Gene Ontology annotation, cellular component: RNA polymerase III complex. Gene Ontology annotation, biological process: transcription initiation at RNA polymerase III promoter; DNA-templated transcription. The record is from RefSeq and is a predicted model, not a curated record. Gene Ontology annotation, molecular function: DNA binding; DNA-directed RNA polymerase activity.